Molecule: messenger RNA, 1689 nt
Organism: Cyclospora cayetanensis
Lineage: Eukaryota; Apicomplexa; Conoidasida; Eucoccidiorida; Eimeriidae
Product: putative metabolite transport protein YwtG
Exons: 2
Coding region: 1-1689 (562 amino acids)
Biological process (GO): monosaccharide transmembrane transport
Cellular component (GO): membrane
Molecular function (GO): hexose transmembrane transporter activity
Source: RefSeq, a predicted model, not a curated record
AUGGAGAAGCUUGACGCUAACGCGAAGAAAGAGGUGGAAGCUCUUGUCGAUGUUCCUCCUGAUCACUUUUCUGUUAGGGGCUGCUGCCUCCCUCCGCCCGCGCAGUUCGUGCUGGUUGCAGUUCUCGGUUCUUUCCAGUUCGGUUACAGCUUUUCUGCUCUGAACACCUCCAAGGCGAUUAUCAUUGCGGACUUCGAUUGGUGCAAGGAUGAUCCCGAUCAUGUGCUGGACUGUAGCAAUGGCGUUCUCUAUGGCUCUCUGAUAACGGGGUCUAUUUUCAUUGGUCUUACCAUUGGGUGUCUUCUGGCCGGUCCUGUUACCCACUUUGGGCGUAGGGUGUCCUUAAUGCUGACCAAUCUACUUUUCCUCGUCGCGAGUGUACUCUCUGCCGCCGCUGAUGGUGUCGCCUCCCUCUUCUUGGCUCGCAUGUACCAGGGGAUGGCUGUAGGCUUGGCAACUGUGUGUGUGCCUAUGUACAUCUCGGAAUUUACGCCAGACAGAUCCCGUGGAUUCUAUGGAACGCUACAUCAGUUGCUCAUUACCGUCGGCAUUUUGGUGGCCACGCUUCUUGGUCUUGCCUUCGGCUCUCCGCCUGCAGAUAACGACUUCACGUACGAAGUCACUUUCUUCCAGAAAUUUUGGUGGCGUUUCAUGUUGGCUUUUCCUGCACUCGUGUCGGUAGUGGCAAUUUUGCUGCUGUGGCUGGUUUACACGACGGAGAGCCCCCACUUUCUCAUGCAUCAGGGUCGUAAGAACACGGCGACUGCACUGCUGAAGGAAAUCUUGGGCAAAGAAGACGUAUCCACCGAAAUUCAAACUAUUGAUGUCUCGAUGUGUCAGCAGAAAGUUCUCGAGGCAGAGAGUCUAUCGCUCGGAAAAGCACUGGGCUUCCCUGUCUACCGGCAUGUUUUGUUGCUAGCAUUCUUUCUGUCUGCUUUCCAGCAGUUCACGGGUAUCAAUGUGUUGGUUGCCAAUAGCAACAAGCUGUACACGUCUUUGAACAUAUCUGAGAACCUGGUUACGGUGCUUUCCGUCAUUCUGGGUCUAGUGAAUGUUCUCAUGACAGUGCCAGCCAUUUUCCUCAUGGACAGGUUAGGCCGUCGCACGCUGCUGCUGAGUGGAUGUUUUGGCCAAGCUGCCUCGACGAUCGUUGCGCUAGUAGCCAACUUCAUUGACAGGUCGAGCACGGCUGUCCAGUGGCUCAGUGUCGCCUGCAUCUACGUGUUCAUCGUCUCCUUCGCCAUCGGCUAUGGACCCGUUCUGUGGGUAUACCUGCACGAGAUUUUCCCCCCGGAAAUCAAGCAAACAGGUGCAUCCGUGGCCUCUGCGGUAAACGCCGUGGCAACCAUCAUCGUGGUGCUGCCGUCAGACUUCGUGCUGACGAGUGAUCUGAGAGUCAUGUUGGGAGUAUGCGGAGGCACUUCCUUGAUCGCGCUCAUCGUGGCGUCCAUCUUCAUGAAGGAGACAGCAGGGCUCUCCAUAGACGAAUCUCCCUACUUCAAAGGGAAGAGGAGAGUUAUGAGCAAGUAUUUCGACGUGACUGGUCUGAACAACGUCGGCCAGCAAGUGCCCUCACUGGCCUCUGGCCACUUCUCCCCGACACAGCUAGGAGCACCACCUCCCGCAAGUGCUCGCGCGCUUCGCAGUAGACGUUGGAGUGCGUGUGCUGUGGCACUUUUAGCCCAUUAG